Hibiscus syriacus is the source of this 4689-nucleotide messenger RNA. RefSeq lists its product as uncharacterized. Gene Ontology annotation, molecular function: protein binding. NCBI's taxonomy places the organism in Eukaryota, Viridiplantae, Streptophyta, Magnoliopsida, Malvales, Malvaceae. The record is from RefSeq and is a predicted model, not a curated record. Bases 251 to 4306 code for a protein of 1351 amino acids. The transcript has 20 exons.
GUUACUAUGGCCCUUUGGCUAGUUUUAGUUUAGAAAAAAAAGGAAAAAAAAAGAGGAACAGGUGAAAACCGUGAGGGAGGGGCUGGCAAAUUGGAAACCACCCCGGAGAGACUCAGCUGAGAGUGGGUGGAUCUGAAAUCCUGGGUAAAACUUGAAAUUGGUGUAGAAAUUCCGAAGUUGUCUGUCGCACUUGCAAGUUAACUGUCAAGUAGUUUAUAACCAGAUUAGAUCGUAUCAGAUCCAGGAGAAAAUGCUACGGCUCAAGGCAUUUCGAGCCACCAAUGAGAAGAUUGUGAAGAUAGCGGUGCAUCCCACACAUCCAUGGUUGGUGACCGCCGAUGCCUCUGAUCACGUCUCCGUUUGGAACUGGGAGCAUCGCCAGGUCAUUUACGAGCUCAAGGCCGGUGGGAUCGACCAGAGACGUCUCGUUGGUGUCAGAUUGGAGAAGCUUGCUGAGGGCGAAUCUGAUUCUAAAGGGAAACCUACGGAGGCCGUACGCGGAGGGAGUGUUAAGCAAGUGAGCUUUUUCGAUGAUGACGUGAGGUUUUGGCAACUUUGGCGCAAUCGUUCUGCAGUUGCCGAGGCUCCCACGGCUGUCAAUCAUGUUACUUCGGCUUUUGUCUCUCCGGCUCCAUCAACUAAAGGAAGGCAUUUUCUUGUCAUCUGCUGUGAAAACAAAGCCAUCUUUUUGGACUUGGUCACGAUGCGCAGCCGUGAUGUACCCAAACAAGAGCUUGACAACAAGUCUCUUCUUUGUAUGGAGUUCCUAUCUAGAUCGUCUGCUGGUGACAGUCCUCUUGUUGCUUUUGGUGGAUCAGAUGGCGUUAUUAGGGUUCUUUCAAUGAUGACAUGGAAGCUUGUAAGAAGAUACACAGGAGGUCAUAAAGGAUCAAUUUCUUGUUUGUUGACUUUCAUGGCUUCUUCCGGCGAGGCACUUCUUGUUUCAGGUGCCAGUGACGGUCUGCUUAUUCUUUGGAGUGCAGACCAUGGUCAAGAUUCAAGAGAACUUGUACCCAAGCUAAGCUUGAAGGCACAUGAUGGUGGAGUUGUUGCUGUUGAGCUUUCUAGAGUUAUUGGGGGAGCUCCCCAGCUAAUUACAAUUGGAGCAGAUAAGGCAUUGGCCAUAUGGGACACAAUCUCUUUUAAGGAGUUGAGGAGAAUUAAGCCUGUUCCUAGACUUGCAUGUCACAGUGUGGCAUCUUGGUGUCACCCUCGAGCACCUAACCUUGAUAUUUUGACUUGCGUCAAAGAUUCCUAUAUAUGGGCUAUUGAGCAUCCAACUUAUUCAGCUCUUACAAGACCAUUGUGUGAUCUGUCUUCUCUUGUUCCUCCUCAAGCAGCUGCUCCAAACAAGAAACUUAGGGUUUAUUGCAUGGUUGCACAUCCUUUACAGCCUCAUCUUGUUUCUACCGGAACCAAUAUUGGUAUUAUUGUCAGUGAAUUUGAUGCUAGGUCACUUCCUCCUGUAGUUCCUCUCCCGACACCUGCUGGAAGUCGAGAACAUUCUGCUAUCUACAUUGUUGAAAGAGAACUGAAGCUGUUAAACUUUCAGUUGUCUAAUGCAGCAAACUCUUCGCUUGGAAAUAAUGGCUCCUUAUCUGAAACGGGAAAGAUGAAGGGAGAUUCACUUGAAGCAUUGCAUGUGAAGCAGAUUAAAAAGCACAUCAGUACACCUGUUCCACAUGAUACAUAUUCAGUUCUUUCUACAAGCAGUUCUGGAAAGUAUCUUGCAAUUGUGUGGCCCGAUAUUCCUUAUUUUUCAAUCUACAAAGUCAGCGAUUGGUCCAUUGUUGAUUCUGGAAGUGCAAGGCUUCUAUCUUGGGAUAUAUGUUCUGACAGAUUUGCUAUAUUAGAGUCUGCAUUACCUCCUAGAAUGCCCAUUGUCCCCAAGAGCAGUUCAUCAAGGAAAGCUAAAGAAGCAGCUGCAGCUCAGGCUGCGGCUGCAGCUCAGGCUGCGGCUGCAGCUCAGGCUGCUUCUUCUGCUAAUGUUCAAGUUCGUAUUUUGCUGGAUGAUGGAACGUCGAACAUAUUAAUGAGGUCCAUUGGCAGCCGAAGUGAACCGGUCAUUGGGUUGCAUGGUGGGGUACUUCUUGGCAUUGCCUAUCGAACACCUCGUAAGAUUAGUCCUGGUGCUGCGACGGCUAUAUCAACAAUUCAGUCUAUGCCAUUGUCUGGAUUUGGAAGUAGUGGUUCCUUUGCUACUUUUGAUGACGGAUUCUCUUCUCAGAGAUCUCCUGCUGAGGCACUGCCUCAAAACUUUCAACUUUUCAGUUGGGAAACUUUCCAACCAGUGGGUGGUCUUCUGCCUCAGCCAGAGUGGACUGCAUGGGACCAGACUGUUGAGUAUUGUGCUUUUGGUUAUCAACAUUAUAUUGUCAUCUCAUCAUUGCGCCCUCAGUAUAGAUACCUUGGAGAUGUUGCAAUAGCCUAUGCCACUGGAGCUGUUUGGCAACGGAGACAAUUGUUUGUGGCAACGCCAACUACAAUUGAAUGUGUUUUUGUUGAUGCUGGAGUUGCACCCGUUGACAUUGAAACAAGAAAAAUGAAAGAAGAGCUAAAAUUAAAAGAGGCCCAGGCAAGAGCAGUUGCUGAGCAUGGAGAGUUGGCUCUAAUCAGUGUGGAUGGUCCUCAAACUGCCACACAAGAAAGAAUAGCAUUGAGACCGCCUAUGUUACAGGUGGUUCGAUUAGCUUCUUUCCAGCAUGCUCCUUCGGUGCCACCUUUCUUGUCAUUGCCUAAACAGUAUAAAGUUGACGGGGAUGAUGCAACAAUGGUAAAAGAGAUGGAAGAAAGAAAAGUUAAUGAGAUUGCUGUUGGUGGUGGUGGGGUCUCUGUAGCAGUUACCCGUUUUCCAACUGAGCAGAAACGACCUGUGGGACCACUUAUUGUGGUUGGUGUAAGAGAUGGCGUCCUUUGGCUUAUUGAUAGGUACAUGAGUGCACAUGCCUUAUCUCUGAGUCAUCCUGGCAUUCGGUGUCGGUGUCUUGCUGCUUAUGGAGAUGCUGUUAGUGCAGUCAAAUGGGCAAGUCGGCUUGGCAGGGAACAUCAUGAUGAUUUAGCACAAUUUCUACUUGGAAUGGGCUAUGCUACUGAAGCACUUCAUUUACCCGGGAUAUCCAAGAGGUUGGAGUUUGAUUUAGCCAUGAAGAGUAAUGAUUUGAAAAGAGCUCUGCAGUGUCUUCUUACAAUGAGUAAUUCCAGGGAUAUUGGACAGGAUAAUCUGGGUCUUGAUUUGAAUGAUAUACUUAAUUUAACUGCUAAGAAGGAAAAUCUGGUCGAGGCUGUUCAAGGAAUAGUAAAAUUCGCAAAGGAAUUUUUGGACCUUAUUGAUGCUGCUGAUGCUACUGCCCAGGCUGACAUUGCUCGUGAAGCUCUUAAAAGGUUAGCUACUGCUGGUUCAGUGAAAGGGGCUUUGCAGGGUCACGAGUUAAGAGGGCUUGCUCUUCGCCUUGCAAAUCAUGGCGAAUUGACACGACUCGGUGGUUUAGUAAAUAAUUUGAUCUCCCUUGGAUUGGGACGUGAAGCAGCAUUUUCAGCUGCGAUUUUGGGAGACAAUGCUCUUAUGGAGAAGGCUUGGCAGGAUACUGGGAUGCUUGCGGAGGCUGUACUCCACGCACAUGCUCAUGGGCGACCUACGUUGAAGAACUUGGUUGAGGCGUGGAACAGAAUGUUACAGAAGGAGAUGGAGCACACUCCAUCAGAGAAAACAGAUGCUACAGCUGCAUUUUUGGCUUCUCUUGAGUCGCCCAAACUUACAAGUUUGUCAGAGGCAGGGAAGAAACCACCGAUUGAAAUCCUUCCUCCGGGAAUGUCAGCACUCUCAGCUUCAAUUACAAUUAAAAAGAAACCUGCUCAUGUGACACAGACUUCACAGCAACAAAGCAAACCAUUGGCAUUAGAAGCACCUCCUCCAAGUGGACCGGCUGAAACACCUAUUGUUGCAGCACCUCCCAUUGCAUCAGCUGCAGAACCAGGGACAUCGAUAGGAGCACCACCACCUGAUGCGCCAGCUGCAAUGCCAGGCACCCCGAUCGGAGAAGCAGCUCCUGUUGCAGCCGCUGCAGCAGCAGCAGUUGAACCACCCAUAUCAGAAGCAAGUGAACCUUCUCUAGAAGAGAAAGAACCUAAUUCAUCAUCUGGGAGCAAUCCAGAUACGAUUGCUUAUCCAGCAGCACCUGCAACUGGCACACCUAUGCCAGAUAUAACUGUGACAGACAAACCGUUGGCAGAGGUGUCUCCCGUGACAGCAGAAAACCAGGAAACAAGUGCUUCAGCCACAUUAACAAGCCAACCAUUUGCUGCUUGAGUUCAAUUUUUAGUGAUUCGUUUGAGUUCUAGGGAAUAGUAGUUCAAUUUCAUUUGUCACGUGAACUGUGUUUGUGAAAUUGAUUGGUGUGGAUAUCUGUAUUCUGGAGCAAGGGGGAGGAGAAAUACCUUUUAGAUGUUACUAAAGAUUAUUUUCAUUCGAGUUUGGGUUGGGUUGGGUCAUCUCUUUCAUGCCCUGCAUUUGAACCGAAUGGUAGCAGCAGAAACGCCCGGGAGCUGUCCAUCUGAUUGGUUUUGGUUGUAGGACUAUAAUUUUUUGGAUUGUGUUGUAGAAUGAUUGUAGUAUAGGUGAGGUUGAAUAUUUGAUUGAAGUUACCAUUCUUGUUCUUUUGAAUAUAUGAAGCUUUUGGGGCUUUUCUACUA